Messenger RNA from Cherax quadricarinatus, 1391 nucleotides. Lineage: Eukaryota; Metazoa; Arthropoda; Malacostraca; Decapoda; Parastacidae. The record is from RefSeq and is a predicted model, not a curated record.
UCACCGGUGGAGUGAGUCAGUACAGCAGCUGACGGGCUCAGGGACACAGCAGUUCUCACUAAUAAUGUCUCUCAUGGCCACCACCAGGCGUCUACCUGGACAACUGCUCGCCCGAGCUCUAGCUCUGGGCCCAAGGUCCAUCACAACCACUCACAAGCGUGAUGGGGAAGUAUCAUCAGAUCACGAAGAGGAGGCCAUUCACUAUCGACCUUCAACUGCCCAGGCACCAAAGAUGACAGAUAUUGGUACUAGACCCAUUUUUAACGAAGAUCACGACAUCUUCCGGACAUCUGUGCGGAAAUUUUUCAAUGAAGAGGUUUUACCUCACCAUGCCCAAUUUGAGAAAGAUGGCUAUGUGUCACGUGAGUGCUGGUUGAAAGCUGGUGAACAAGGCCUCCUGGGUACUGACACUCCUGCUGAGAUGGGUGGCAUUGGAGGUGACUUCAAGGAUGGUGCCAUCAUUAUGGAAGAACAAAUGUAUGUAAAUUGCUCAGGACCUGGAUUUCCUCUACACACACAUAUUAUCAUGCCAUAUAUCACCCAUUAUGGCUCUCAAGAACAAAUCGACAAAUAUAUCCCUGAAAUGACUGCUGGACGCAAGAUUGGAGCCAUCGCUAUGACCGAGCCUGGUGCUGGCAGCCUGUCAAGGCAUUUCAUGAACACAGAGCGUUUUGCAAGCAUGUAUGGUGACGUGGAGAUGGUAAAACAGCGUUCUUCUAAUGUCUUCAUAGCUGUAGGUGUAAGUACUUUGUCAGCUUCAGUAUCAUCGAGAAAGGUGACGAUGAAGGAUUCUUUCAGUGAAGAUACUGCAGAGUUAUUCUUUGAAGAUGUUCGUUUACCUGCGUCUGCCUUGCUAGGGAAGGAGAAUCAUGGCUUCUACUAUCUUAUGAAUGAGUUGCCUCAGGAGCGCCUUCUUAUUGGCAUCAUGUCAUGUGCCAACUGUGAGUGGCAGUUGGAAGAGACUCGGGCUUACCUCAUGUCUAGAAAGGCAUUUGGCAAGACACUUCCAAAUUUACAGACAGUUCAGCAUAAACUUGCAGAACUAAAGACAGAGAUCUGUGUUGCUCGUGCCUUCACUGACCAGUGCAUUGACUUGCAUAAUGUUGGGAAAUUGGAUGGUAGCAUGGCAUCAAUGUGUAAAUAUUGGAUGUCAGAGAUGCAGAAUCGUGUUGGUUAUCAGUGUGUGCAGCUCCAUGGUGGCUGGGGGUAUAUGUGGGAAUACCCAAUUUGUAAGGCCUAUGUAGAUGCAAGAGUACAGACCAUCUAUGGUGGGUCCAACGAGAUCAUGAAAGAAUUAAUUGCUCGUCAAAUUGUUGGUGACAAGAGGCUUUAACGAGCAGGCUGGGGAGACGUGAUGCAUCCAUCACUGCAGCACUGUCAACAGUGUCUUG